Messenger RNA from Epithele typhae, 495 nucleotides. RefSeq lists its product as uncharacterized. The transcript has 4 exons. The record is from RefSeq and is a predicted model, not a curated record. NCBI's taxonomy places the organism in Eukaryota, Fungi, Basidiomycota, Agaricomycetes, Polyporales, Epitheliaceae. Bases 1 to 495 code for a protein of 164 amino acids.
AUGUACGCCACUCUGCCCAUACGAGAUCACCUUCGCAACUGUUCUCAGCAAUUGAACACCGUGUGCGCGACGGAGACGAGCCCCGCGCUCGACCACGUCCCCGGCUCGUCAUGGCUCGAGAGGACGAUUGAGGCGGACGAGUGCCUGCCAUACCUCGUGCACAUCGCCAUCCGGAGCUGCCGGAUCAUCCUCACCGCCGAGGUCCUCCACUCCCUCAUUCCCGCCGCCGCCCUAUGUGAGCUCCUGCCACCACACCACGCCAGGUCGCCUACGCCGUCCUCGCUCGCCCACCCGGGCUCUCCACCACCCCCUCUUGGCCUUCCGCCGGGCGCACGCUGGCCCCCCGCGUCGCCGCUCGCCGCCCACCAAGAGCUGCCCCCACCCUCACCGCACGACUUCCCUCGCAUGCGGCCUCCCACCCUCCGCCUGGGCUCCACGGCCUGGGCUCUUCUCGGUCACCCCAGCCUGCACCCCGCGGGCACCCGCACGGCCUAG